CCAUUAAUAAUUAAUCCAGGUUUUCUUGAUUAGUUUAACCGUCUAUGUAAAUAUGGUUGACAAACUAGAAGACGCGAAAGAGGAAACGAGUAAAGUGGACGUUGAUAUUGACAUCACAGCAGAUGAUACAAAGGAGAAACCGACCAACGGGACUACAGAACUGCCAGCAGAAAAACAGAACAAUACGGUGAAGAAGAUGCCAAAAAAACCUGCACCACCGAUCCCGAAAAAGGGUUAUAACGUAGCUACAGAAAACGGCAGGGGACGAAUCGUUAGCGAGAUGUAUACGAACCAACAGGCAAAACAGCCUGAACACCAACUCGCACAGUUACAGCCUAUGGUGAAUAAUACUAACGUAUCACAGAUGUUCAACUACGAUAGAUACGCAACGGUGAAGUCAGCUGGCAUCGGGCUACUCACCAUUACUCUCAUAGUGGACGCCUCUGUUCGGCUCCGGAAAGUAGUGGAAAUGGGCGCGGACGGAAAAUGGUAUUUACCGAUGCUUAUUCUUAUAUCUGUCCUGCUUGGGUUGUUGGCGCUUGAAGGAAUUCUGCUCGUAUUUCUAAGCACACAAAACAUCCAGAACCCAAGAAAGCAAGGCUGUCUACAAAGACUCAACAUCACGUGCACGAUAUUCGCCGGUAUCAUCACAAUCAUCAGUGUUAUAGUAUUGAACAUAAUGGCCGACAGCGGACUGUACGUCGGGAUACCAAACCCGGUGUCUAACGGAACAGUUUCGAUACCAACAACGCCACCUGGCAAGUGAACGUUGAUGGGAUCGACUUCCGCUAACAGCGCCUCACAAUAACUCUGCUAUUUUCUUCUCGCCGCCUGUACAAAUACAUCAACAACUUUUAAAA
This is a messenger RNA of Ciona intestinalis (vase tunicate), 860 nucleotides long. The record is from RefSeq and is a predicted model, not a curated record. Lineage: Eukaryota; Metazoa; Chordata; Ascidiacea; Phlebobranchia; Cionidae.